Molecule: messenger RNA, 1314 nt
Organism: Desarmillaria tabescens
Lineage: Eukaryota; Fungi; Basidiomycota; Agaricomycetes; Agaricales; Physalacriaceae
Product: peptidase M24, structural domain-containing protein
Exons: 10
Coding region: 1-1314 (437 amino acids)
Source: RefSeq, a predicted model, not a curated record
AUGCCCUCAUCAACAUCCUCAAACGAUACACUGAAUGUCAUUGCAGGAUUGAUAGCAUUCCAGCAUCUCGAAGAAUCCUCACGGAUCGGUAUCGACGCGACCUUCAUCACCGCCGAAGACGCCUCUUCGCUCUCAAAGAAUCUGUCACCUCGCAAAUCGACGCUCGUCUCUCUACCUCAAAAUUUGGUGGAUCAAAUCUGGACGGAUUGCCCUGCACGAACCAAGAAUCCGAUUGUUCAUCUCGAGGAAAAAUUCUCUGGCGAAUCCCACGAAUCUAAACUUGGGUGUCUGCGUGACAAGUUGAAAAACAAACAAUGCGCGGCGAUAAUACUUACGGCUUUGGACGAGAUUGCUUGGUUGUAUAACCUGCGCGGAUCGGAUAUCGACUUUAACCCGGUUUUCUUUGCGUAUGCGGUUGUCACGAUGGACAGUGCAACACUGUUUGUUCAAGGAGGUGCACCGGCAGAUGUUGAUGUCAAGUCUUACGAGGAAUUUUGGACCUUCUUGAAAGAGUUCAAGUCGGAAGGCAAAGUUCUAGUCAUGGACAAAUCCAGUUUGGCGGUAGCCGAGGCUGUUGGAAAGGACAACUACACCCUUCUACCAUCUCCCGUGUCUUCAUUGAAGUCGAUCAAAAACGCGACAGAACUCGAGGGAUUCAGGCAGUGUCACAUUCGUGAUGGCGCAGCUUUGGUGAAACACUUCUCUUGGCUCGAAGAUCAGCUUAACCAAGGGAAGAAGCUGUCGGAGUGGGGUGCUGCAGGCAAACUGGAAGAGUACCGAGCUGAGCAAGGUCUGUUUAAGGGUCUAAGCUUUCCUACAAUCUCGUCGGCUGGCGCCAAUGCUGCGAUCAUACACUAUUCUCCGGAUUCGAAGGAUUCUGCCAUUAUUGAUAAGGAAGAGGUCUACUUGUGCGAUUCAGGAGCUCAAUUCUUCGACGGUACGACCGACGUGACUCGAACAUGGCACUUUGGUACACCUCUGCCGGAGGAAAUUCGUGCAAACACUCGAGUUCUCCAGGGUCAUAUUGCGAUCGACACUGCUGUAUUCCCUAAUGGUUUGAACGCGAAUGCACUUAAGCCUGGCAUGACGGUGUCGAAUGAACCUGGUUACUAUGCCGAUGGGAAGUUUGGCAUUCGGAUAGAGAAUAUCGUAUUGGUCGAGGAGGUUCAGACGCCAAAUAAUUUUGGGAAUAAAGGAUACCUGGGUUUUGAGCAUGUCGCAAUCUGUCCGAUUCACAAGAAAUUGGUGGAUAAAGUAUUACUGACUGCAGAAGAAACGGAAUGGUUUAAUGACUGUCAUGAAGAAGUCUGGUAG